Molecule: messenger RNA, 3342 nt
Organism: Pelobates fuscus (common spadefoot toad)
Lineage: Eukaryota; Metazoa; Chordata; Amphibia; Anura; Pelobatidae
Gene: SIRT1
Product: sirtuin 1
Exons: 9
Coding region: 29-2221 (730 amino acids)
Biological process (GO): negative regulation of DNA-templated transcription
Cellular component (GO): nucleoplasm; nucleus; rDNA heterochromatin
Molecular function (GO): histone deacetylase activity, NAD-dependent; NAD+ binding; p53 binding
Source: RefSeq, a predicted model, not a curated record
GUCACGUGAUGCGUUUCACUCCCUUACCAUGGGCGACUCCUACUUAGGCGGUGGGAAGAUGGCGGACCCAGGUCGGUUAGAUUUCAACCACACCGGCGCCCCGUGCCAUAUCCCGAAAGGAAGCGGCGAGCCCGGCCCCAAAAGGCAACGAUUGGAGGCCGGUGAGGGCGGGCCGCCGGCUGCCGCCGAGAGCGAGGCGAAGGAAGCUCUCCCCGCGGUGUCUGCCCAGCCGGGAGGAGGGGAGGCCUCUGCAGGGCUGUCUGCCAAACCCAGAGCGCACAAUAGCUCCGGGCUGCAAGGCCUUCCUGGGGACCAGAGACAAAUGCUGCUGCUGAUGGUGCAGGGGGAGGAGGAGCAGGAGGAGGAGGAGGAGGAGGGGGCUGGAGCACUGGCGAAUGGUGAGCUCACAGACCAAGCCAUUGAUUAUGGAGCAAGCAUUCAUCUAGAUGAUGAUCUGGCCGGUGGCUUCCAUUCUUGUGACAGUGAUGAUGAAGAGGAUAGGGCUUCACAUGCCAGCUCAAGUGACUGGACUCCAAAACCUUGCAUAGGCCCGUACACAUUCGUUCAGCGACAUCUGAUGAUGGGAACCGAUCCCAGGACAAUUCUUAAGGAUCUCCUACCCGAUUCUGUAGCACCGCCAGAUCUGGAUGAUAUGACUUUAUGGCAAAUUGUUAUAAACAUACUGUCAGAUCCCCCAAAAAGGAAAAAACGUAAAGACAUCAAUACUAUUGAAGAUGCUGUACGACUUCUACAGCAAAGCAAGAAAAUAAUGGUUCUUACAGGAGCUGGAGUUUCAGUUUCAUGUGGCAUACCAGAUUUUAGAUCAAGAGAUGGAAUUUAUGCACGCCUCGCAGUAGAUUUUCCAGACCUUCCAAAUCCUCAAGCCAUGUUUGAUAUCGAAUACUUCCGGAAAGACCCAAGACCAUUUUUUAAAUUUGCAAAGGAAAUUUUCCCUGGACAGUUUCAGCCAUCUCUCUGUCACAAGUUUAUCGCCAUGUUGGAUAAGGAGGAAAAACUCCUCCGAAAUUAUACCCAAAAUAUAGAUACACUGGAACAAGUUGCAGGAAUUGAAAGAAUUAUACAGUGUCACGGUUCUUUUGCUAUGGCAUCUUGUCUAAUAUGUAAAUACAAGGUUGACUGUGAAGCUGUCCGAGAAGACAUUUUCAAUCAGAUCGUUCCAAGAUGCCCAAGGUGUUCAGCAGAUGAGCCUCUUGCCAUUAUGAAACCUGAUAUUGUGUUUUUUGGUGAAAAUUUACCAGAGCAGUUCCACCGAGCCAUGAAAUACGACAAAAACGAGGUUGAUCUCCUUAUUGUUAUUGGAUCUUCAUUGAAAGUAAGGCCAGUCGCUUUAAUACCAAGUUCAAUCCCUCAUGAAGUGCCUCAGAUUUUAAUAAAUAGAGAGCCAUUGCCUCAUCUUCAUUUUGAUAUAGAACUGCUUGGGGAUUGUGAUGUUGUUAUAAAUGAGUUGUGUGAGAGACUAGAUGGCAAAUACAAACAACUUUGUUCGAGUUCUUUAAAACUUUCACAAAUCACAGAAAAGCCUACUCGUCCUAACAAGAUGCUUCCUGUUCUACCAGAGACUCUUCUAUCUUCUUCCUUACACACGGGGUAUGAUUCAGGCAACUUGCUUCAACCUGAUCCCUCACUGACUGAACCCAAUAAUAACUGCAAAUUGUCAGAACCCAACAAGACCAUGGAAUGUUCAAAAGGCUGUGUUGUUGAAAAUACUGCGACACUUAAUGAAGAGAAUACAGAAAGUCAAGGCACUCUUUCACAAUCUGAACUUUCUGAUUCCACUGAACGAGAAACGCAGCCUAGCAAAGAGGGGCAACCCGAAAAGUCUGAAAAAGAAAGUAGUGAUCCAUCCAAGAAGACAGUGGCAAACAAACUAGCAAAAGAGCAGAUAAGCAAGCGCCUUGAUGGUACACAAUAUUUAUUUUUAUCACCGAAUCGCUACAUUUUCCAUGGGGCAGAGGUUUUUUCAGAUUCUGAUGACGAUUUGUCAUCCAGUUCUUGUGGAACAAAUAGUGACAGUGAAUCUUUACACAGCCCGAGUUUACAAGAGCCGGUCGAAGAAGAAAGCGAGAAUGAAGAUUUCUACCAUGUUAAAUACGAUAAUGACUCUGAUACAGAAAAUAGGGUAGGCUUCGAAGAUGAAGCCGGAACAGUUGUCAUUUAUGAUGACGAUUUAGCUAAUGGUGGUUCGUCUGAAAAGGUAUAAUAAACACUUUCCUUGACCUGUUUUGUGCUUGAGAGUUGGCACUCUGUGGUACAUAGUCUCUGGCACUCUAAAAGUUAUGUUCCGUUAACACCAGCAUUAAACAAAUUUUAAACCUGGAGAUACAAAGCAUGUAAACUUUGUGAAAUGAGCGCAUGUGAAAAAAGUUAUUUAAAAAAACAAACGUCCAAGAACAGAUUGUUAUAAGAAAUAUUUGUUUUGUUUUGUUUAAAGGAAGAUUUUCUAUUGACACUAUACCAUUCUGUCAUUAUUUUUGUAUCGUUCUGCUUGCUCUUUUUUGUUUGUUUGUUUUCACAGUGCUUUCUGGUAAAAAUGCAGAUACAGUAUUGUGGUUUUUAAUUUAUGCAUAGUUAAAUGUUUAUUUUCAUUCAACGUUUCUUGUACAAGGUAUUUAAAAUGAGGUUCAUAUUAAAGGAAACAGCUAUUACAGGCCAAAGACAAAGUAUGUCUUUUUUUUUUCUUUUCUAACAGGAUAUCACACUGUGAUAGAACGCAUUUUUACAUAUAUUUUUUUUUUUCUUGUUCUUCCAUUUUCUUGGGGUUUAUUUUUUUGUAUUUUACACCUUCUACAUUUUCUAAUUCAGUUAUUUGAAUUGGUUUUCUUUUUUUAUUUUAUAAUCUGUGUAGUAGGAGUAUUAAAAAUAUAACAUGAUAUUUGCUAAGAUGUUUCAUGAUUUUCUGCCCUUUUGAUAGACUGGUAUCCAUAUGCCUCAUCAAUACAAUUUUUAAAAGCGUAAACAAUAUGAUUAUAUAUAAAUAAAUGUAUGUGUUUCCUUAAUGUCAAUGUGAUGCAACUCUGGUAUAAGGAAAUUAAAUUGAAAUGUCAACUUUUUUGUUUGUUUGAGAAAACGUGCCUAAUUUAUUUUUAUUUUGGUUUAGAUUGUCUUUGUCGGUGGAAACCAGUGUUUUGUGGUAGAAUUUGGCUCUGUUUUCAUUUCAAUGAAAAUUCUAUCAUGAUAUUAAUAUGCAAUUUUCUUGUAGUAAAUGUUGAUAUAUUUUUAAUGUUUUGUAAUUGUUAUUUAUAAUGUUCCAUUAUUUUCGUGUACAGUAUUACAUUUGAAACUUUAAUUUCUUUAGGACAUUUUAUUAUUUAGCAAAAUAUA